Messenger RNA from Diospyros lotus (date-plum), 450 nucleotides. RefSeq lists its product as uncharacterized. Lineage: Eukaryota; Viridiplantae; Streptophyta; Magnoliopsida; Ericales; Ebenaceae. The transcript is spliced from 2 exons. The record is from RefSeq and is a predicted model, not a curated record. Bases 1 to 450 code for a protein of 149 amino acids.
AUGGUAGAAGAAUAUUGGGUAGAAUUUUUGAAGGUUGAUGAUACAUCAAGGCUUGGACUUUUUACUAAGCUUAAAAACAUGUUGACCAAUCUUGAGCUGGACAUUGAUGAUAUAAGAGGUCGGGGGUAUGACAAUGGGUCUAAUAUGAAAGGGAAGCAUAAAGAUACUAGUAAAGAUCCUAAAACAAAGAGCGAAGCUGAGUCCUUAGCAGCAUAUGAACUUCAGAAUUUUGAGUUCUUGCUUGGCAUGGUAAUUUGGUACAAGUUAUUGCAUGCAAUCAACACUGUAAGUAAAUUUCUUCAAGCUGAAAAUAUGGAUAUUGAUGUUGCUAUUAGUCUUUUAGAAGGACUUCUUUUGUUUCUUGAUGACUAUAGAGAAUCUGGGUUUGAUAAGGCCAUGGUUGAAGCGAAAAAAAUAGCAAAUGAAAUGGGAGUUGAAGCUGUAUUUUGA